GUUUUUUUCAAUGAUGGGGUGCGUCGCAUUGAUUACAUUCUUGUUUGGUCAUCCAACAAAGCCAGAGAUAAGAGAGCUGCAACUAAGGAAAGUUUUAGAAAAACGUUUGUGAAUAACCUAAUAGAAGAAGGUCUGCAUGUAGAAGAGGAUAUUGAGGAAAGUAGAAAUGUGCAGUUUGCCAAAGUUCAUGCUCCUUUUGAAGUCCUUGCCAGACACACUGACAACAUGAAGUUGAAGAUGCCAAUCAAAGAAGUCAGUUCUAAAAUUGAAGACAUGGACUCAAUGGGAUUGUGGGGUCGAAUGACAGGAUGUUUCAAAAAAUUUUUAAGUCCUUUUGAACUGGAUCCAUACAGGGUUCCUCAUUUUACAAAAAAAUUUACGUGCACUUUUCAAAAGGAGAAAAUGUAUUUAUAUGAUGUUCCUACGCCCAAAGAAAAUUUUUUUUCUCGUGCCACAAGAUGUCGAAUUGUUGAUUUUAUCCUAAGGAGAACCGAAUAUGGACACGAACAUCAAUCCUUAUUUACUUAUGGUAUCAAAAACCUCAUUGCCAAUGGAACUUACUUGUCAGCUUAUCCACUUCAUGAGGGGUCUCAUAAGAAUAGGUCUCGAAUGAGCAUUCGAAAGUUAUUGCAUGACAAUUGGGCAUCGUCAUCUGUUUGGUUCAAGGUUCAACCACUCGAUUACAUCAGAUCAUACUUUGGAGAGAAGAUAGGUUUUUACUUUGCGUGGUUAGGCUAUUACACAUAUGCCUUGAUUCCCGCGUCAAUCGUCGGAUUGCUUGUGUUUAUAUAUGGACUGGUCUACAUAAACUCAGAUCCAAUUGCAAAAGACAGUUGCGAGAAGAACAUGUUUAUAAUGUGCCCAAAAUGUUACAAACGUUGCAGCUUUUGGGGCUACCAUCGCAUGUGCUAUUACAUUUUGGUCACGCACCUUUUUGACAAUGCAGCUACUGUCUUUUUUGCUGCUUUCAUGUCUCUUUGGGGUACAAUCUUUUUAGAAUUUUGGAAACGAGAGCAGGCAUCAAUACAAUACCUCUGGGAUCUGAAAAACUUUGAAGAAGAGGAGGAGCCUCCUAGGCCUGAAUAUUUGGUGAAGAUUUCAGAGUCAAAGUAUACGAAAAAAAAUAAAGUCACAGGGGUUAAAGAACCUUACCAUCCGUUUUGGAAAAGAAAAAUGCCAGUAUACCUCACAUCGGCAUCUGUCAUGUUCUUCUUAAUCUUAGUUGCAAUAGCGGUGGUGUUGGGCGUGACUGCCUAUCGAAUCGCCAUAUUGUCAGUCAUGUAUACCAAUGACCAUCAGAUGGUUUAUAAAAAUGCCCCUUUAAUUGGAUCCAUUUCUGCUGCAAUCAUCAACCUGAUCCUGAUUUUUAUUCUCAAUUUUGUUUAUGAAAAGUUAGCAAUCAAACUGACUGACUGGGAGUGUUUGAGGACUCAGCAUGAUUAUGACAACAGCUUAAGAUAUAAAAUUUACAUCCUUCAAUUUGUUAACUUUUACUCGUCACUCUUUUACAUCGCAUUCAUCAAAGGAAGAUUUAAUGGUCCACCAAAUGAACGAUCCAAAAUAUUUAAUGCAAGAUUAGAAGAGUGCGACGGGGGGAGCUGCUUGACAGAGUUGUGCAUACAGUUGGCCAUCAUUUUUGUUGGCAAGCAACUUAUCCAAAACAAUUUGGUUGAAAUAGUCUUACCGUUUGUUUCACGAAUCAAGAGAGCCAUAAGGAUGUGUCUGAGGAAUAAAAAUAAGAAACUUAUAUUAAAGCCAUGGGAGAAAGAUUUUAAUUUGGAAGAAAUGGGAUCGUUAGGAUUAUUGCAGGAAUAUCUGGAAAUGAUGAUUCAGUUUGGCUUCGUGACGUUGUUCGUGGCAGCGUUCCCACUUGCUCCCUGCUUCGCUUUCAUAAAUAACCUCAUUGAGAUCAGGUCAGAUGCCAACAAAUUCGUAACUCAAUACAGAAGACCCAUGCCUGCAAGAGCUGUCUCAAUCGGAGUUUGGUAUGAAAUUUUACAUGCUAUAACAAGAAUUUCCAUCGUCACAAAUGCUUGCAUCAUAGCAUUCACAUCAAGUUUCAUACAACGAGAAUUGUACAAACGAGUUUAUAGUUCGGACAACACUUUGAAUGGUUUCCUUAACAACAGCCUGGCUUAUUUUGAUGUCAAUGAUUUUGUUAACGGCACCGCGCCCAAAACUGAAGAUAUUAAAGAGAAAUACAAGAACACAACGUAUUGCAGAUACUUAGAUUACAGAGAACCACCAUGGUCUGCUAAGAAGUACCAAUACACCACACAAUAUUGGCAUCUUAUGGCAUCCCAGUUCAUUUUCGUGGUUUUGUUUGAGAACAUAAUAGUAUUAAUAACUUGCUUUGUGGCCUACUUGAUUCCCGACACAUCAACACAAGUCAGUCACAUGAUGAGAAGAGAAGCUGUUGUUGUAAACGAGAUUCUGCUGAAGACUGAACUAAACAGAGCUAAGGGGUUUAAACCUGGCCUUAGCAAAUCCAGUCUCAACGAAAUUUCGCACAGGAUUAAUGCCUCAGAGGGGAAAGGUAGAAUGGAUUUCAAAUCACAAACCAGUACAGAGUCUGGGAACAGGGAGGAUAACGAUACGAACAAGGACGACAGCGUUGUUGAUCCACCCCUGGAUGAACAUUCUUGGUACCUUCUUAGACAAGCGAAGCAAAACGAUAACAAUGAUGUUUCUUUUGUUUGA
Helobdella robusta is the source of this 2700-nucleotide messenger RNA. RefSeq lists its product as hypothetical. The transcript is spliced from 21 exons. Gene Ontology annotation, molecular function: chloride channel activity; protein dimerization activity. Gene Ontology annotation, biological process: chloride transmembrane transport. The annotation marks the transcript as partial. The record is from RefSeq and is a predicted model, not a curated record. Lineage: Eukaryota; Metazoa; Annelida; Clitellata; Rhynchobdellida; Glossiphoniidae. Gene Ontology annotation, cellular component: plasma membrane.